Messenger RNA from Mesorhabditis spiculigera, 3354 nucleotides. The record is from the annotation of a GenBank genome assembly. NCBI's taxonomy places the organism in Eukaryota, Metazoa, Nematoda, Chromadorea, Rhabditida, Rhabditidae.
AUGAUUGUGCUAGCGUGGUCAUUCAUUUCGUCGGUGAUUGAAUUCCAGAGGAGACGCCGUUUAAAAGCGUGUCUAGAUGCAUUUUUCCGAGAUCCCGCGAAUCAAGGCCGGAUGCUGCUUUUCAGGAAUAUUGAGGAGCCAUCAAUAAGCGCGGCGUCAACAAGCAAUUUCUUGGAUACUCCUGGAGUUCUAGUGAAGUUUUCUUCGGAACCGUUCCUCAAUAGGAACUCCCCACGUGUCAUUUACGCAAAUGAAACCAAAGAAAUUGUGGUGGUCCCGGCAGAGGAGCUGAAUGCAGCUGAAUGGCGCUUCUGCCAGUUCAACUCGCCAUAUUCUUCCACAGACUCUUUAGAUGCGAUGAGAAUCUUCUUCCUAGCCUCAAUGCAACCCACAAAACAAAAACUAGACGCCGACAAUCUCCCGGAAGCUCUUUUACUGAACUCCACAUGCUCAAGGGCCGCGUUCUCGGCCAGAAAAACAGGCGACGGGUUAUUUUGCUGUGCACUUGAGGAUUUUGUGGAUGUGGCAUACGCAUGGAGCAUCGAUGCUUUACGAGAAUCAGCAAACUCCCCAUUAGUUCUUUCACUAAAAACUUAUUCGUUGGAAGAACCGGAAGUCACGAUGACUCGGUCCACAUGCAGCGCCUUGGUGUCGAAGCGGGAGAGCAACGCCUCAUCAUUCCUCUCCUUCCUGCCUCAACAAAGAGCCAUGCCGAUCUUGGAACAGCUAUUCUGGGGUGACCAGUUUGGUUUCAACGGCUCCAUCAAGCAACGAUUCAUGUCGGAAGGCGCGUUAAACGGAGAUUUCCCACUAACAAGCUAUCGCAAUCAAUCUUUGCCACCAUAUUUGAGGCAGCUUGAGCACGAGAAGGAGGCUGCGAAGAUUUAUCUUGAAAAACAGAGGGCAAAACGGUCACUGGACUCGGAGACUGAAAGCUGCUCUACAUUGACCCCUGAGGAAACCGAGCCUUGUUCCACGACUAGAGCAGAUCAAGUUGUACCUAGCGCAGUACAUCCUACCACCAUAAAAAUCUUGACGGAACCUAUAAAUUCGUCGCUAGAUACUCUCGAAAACCUAGAACACUACGCUGAACAUCGAAUUGAUACGAGGAUUAUCGAGGAGGAUUUCCACUUUAUCGACUCGGACUCAACUAGUUGCAGCAUGGAUGAAACGCCAAGGAGUGCUUUACUGUUGAAUCAGGAGCCGAAUGGCCGGCCUAAAAUCAACCCCAGUAAAAACUCAAAGAGCGUCGAUUACGAACACUAUGGCGCAACGACGACCCCACUAAAUACGCCAAGACCGGAAACACCCUCUGGAUUUUCCUUGAGCAGUGGGCGUUAUAGGGGUCCUCAACGGUCCCCGCUGCUCGAAAUGGCGCGGAAGAUGAGCUUGCGCGACGAUGACAAGGACCCGAUCGAUCCGCAGUUGCAAAAACUAACGACUUUUGAAUUACUGAAAAGGAGGAGGCACUCUUAUAUGCCGCAAAUGUCAGACGACGAACUUGAUGGUUCGAGAGGCCGAUCGCUCUCGCCAAAGCUGAAAGAAAGAAACGGAAAUGUGAAGAAGCGUGGGAACACUAUUGGGUUCUCGAUUUUCGGAAGUGGACGCGACUCGUUCCGGAAGGAGCUGUUUGCGGCGCCACCCCGUCGAAUGAGCACAUCAACAAGAUCCCGGGAUCCAAGCCAAGAACGACCCCCACAGAAACCUCCGACGAUCCUCGUCUAUUCCGGGGAGGACCGAGCGCUCUACCGCAAAAUCCGUGACUGCUUGUCGCGCUUCAUCCCGGCCGAUGUUUACACGGUAUUCAACCUCCUGCCUGAACACUUCCGGAGACAAUCCUGGAUCGAACCCUCAUCGACAUGCCUGCUGAUCGCAAACACCAGCGGAUUGGAUGACCUGGCCUGGACGCGACUUCACCAAUUCUUCAAUCAAUCGGGGAAGAUAAUUUUCGUCUGUCAGAACAAGCUACUGGCAAGCUUCACAAGCGCCGAGUCGCCAAAGAAACAGGCGAAUAUGCUGAAGAUGGCGUUUGGCGAUAAGGCAAACUUUUUCGGGAAGGAUUUCGAGAACUUUUUGAAGAAAGCGUUGAAGACACUUUCUAAGCACAACGCCGUACACGAAUCCUAUCAAUCGAAAGAUAUCGUCGGAGGGUCAAAGUUUGGGGUGGUGAUUUCGAAGAAGAUUGAUACCCCACUCCUUCUCUAUAUGGAAAACAGUGCGCACCGAGCAUCAGCCGUAUUUUCGGACGCCACACUGGAUCAGUUGUUAGCACCGGAUUCAUUGAUUGUGCGUGAUGCUUUAUCACGGAUCGGGAUUCGCAUUUUGGAAGGUGAAGGAAAGAUCCCGAGUCUGACACAGGGCUAUCUGCAAAUGGCGUCGGCAGCCGAGUUGAGCAAACUGGAACAACGAGUACUCCUCGGCGAGGCCACCGGCUCCACACCUCGAAUAUUUUUACGCAAAACGGAAAAGAUUGUGGAAUCACCUUUACCAGCCGCCACUCCGGAACUGUUUCCAGUUGAGGUCAUCUCAAGUAACGCGGCACUACCCUCCUUCAAUUCCGCUGCCUAUUUUGGUGCCCUUCGCGCACGGCGGUUAGGAAAAUGUCUGGUCUACGCCCCGGUUUGCACGACGACGAUGCCACUUUGUCAAAGUCUCUCCACGGCAAUCCCAGGAUAUGAGGGUCUAAUCGUUGUGGCGAGGCAGCAACUGGCCGGUCGAGGGCGAGGCGGCAACGAAUUUAUUGCGCUUCCGGGGACGGCGAUGUUCACGCUCAAUUGUAUCCUGCCCAAAUCUUGUCGACUAGCCGAGAACCCUUCGCUGACACAGCACAUUAUGGCGACGGCGGUUGCCGAGUCGGUUCAUAAAUUGGCUGGUGUAGAUGAUUUCCCAUUCUGCUUGAAAUGGCCAAACGAUUUCUACUCGGGGCGGACGAACAAGGUCGGCGGGUUGCUGGCUGAAUGUAAGCAUCGGGACGAGUCGCUGGAAUUUAUCAUCGGUGUCGGCAUUAACGUGUCAAAUUCUCGACCGACGAUUUGCCUAAACGAUAUGCUGCCCGAGGAUCAUUUGUUCGAGUUCCAGGUGGAGACGUUGAUAGCGGAGAUUGUGUCGCGAUUCGAAGAGCUACUGCUCGAGUAUGAGCUGGGUGGAUUCGAGAAGUUCAAGCCGUUAUACGAGAAGUAUUGGCUUCACAGCCGAGAAGAAGUGACGUUAGAAGACGGCGACAGGGUGAUGAUCAAGGGGAUCGACGAGUAUGGCUACAUGAGUGUGAGAAGCAAAAAGUCCGCAAAGGUCUUUUCGAUUAGCGACGACGGCAACUCGUUCGACAUGAUGAAGGGGAUGAUUCGACUCAAGCUG